Messenger RNA from Dothidotthia symphoricarpi CBS 119687, 1836 nucleotides. RefSeq lists its product as uncharacterized. Gene Ontology annotation, biological process: interstrand cross-link repair. The record is from RefSeq and is a predicted model, not a curated record. Gene Ontology annotation, molecular function: single-stranded DNA 5'-3' DNA exonuclease activity. The transcript is spliced from 2 exons. Lineage: Eukaryota; Fungi; Ascomycota; Dothideomycetes; Pleosporales; Dothidotthiaceae. Gene Ontology annotation, cellular component: nucleus; mitochondrion. Bases 208 to 1836 code for a protein of 542 amino acids.
GACUCGCGUCGUGAAAUCAUGAAAUCGUAUAAUACGUACCAUCUAGCACUAUGCUAACGGUAGCUGGCUUUGGUAAAGCAAAUUCCACGCGAUUUAUGGACAAUUCUUCGAUGAGUACGCGCACCAAUGAUCUCAUGACAUCACGCGAGAGCGCGUCUUGCUCAUCGCCACCACUCCUAGAACCUCCCGCCGUUAGACGAUGGCAACAUGGCGACUACUACCGCACAGGGAACAAUAUCAACUAGCAAUUAUGGCUCGGAUAUCGACCUUCACUCGACGAGUGACUACGGGUCGGACGUGGACCUCGAGGAUAUCGACAAUACUAUACUUGCAGUCUCUCUAGGCACGAUACAAGAGGGUAGACAUACCGAGAAGAGCGUGGUAUUGCCAAGCGUUGAGUUUGAAGAGGGAGAACGCGAAGACGAAGAGCAGGAUGUCGAUGGCUUUGUGCAGAUUCACAAGCCCGCCGUGCUACGCGUGGCGAAGGGCAAGCAGAGAAGCAGUGGGGUUGUGGACACGCAGAGAGACUUCCAGAGUUCGCCCAUGCGAGAGCGUGCGCUGGAAGUCGAGUACGACGAGCGAUCGCGACGAGCUUGGAGUGUUCCUCUUGAAGAACCGCCCUCUCCGUCUGCUAGAGCCCCGCGCUCUCGUUCCAAAUCCAAAACACCACGGGCUAGUCGUAAGCUGUCUAUACCUGAAGUGGUAGACGCUGCUCAGAAUGACGCUCGCCCACCGCUCGAGCGCUUCCGAACCAAACCCAAGAAGUGCCUCUCAGUGACCGAUCUCAUAUCGCCAGCAUGGUGCGAGCUACAAUACUUCUACACGCUCAGCACGUUUGGACGCAAACCGCGGACCCAGGCUAUGAAGACGGGCUCAAAGAUACACAAAACGCUCGAGGACCAAGUUCACACUACCGUACCCGUGCAAGUAGCAAGCAACGAAGACAAAUUCGGCCUGCGCAUCUGGAAUGCUAUAUCUGGACUCCGCUGUCUGCGCGAAACAGGGCUUACACGCGAGCUGGAAGUCUGGGGCGUCCUUGAAGGCCAAGUCGUGAACGGCGUCAUUGACGAGCUAUCCUACAACUGUCCAGAUCCCGCUUUCGAAGCACAGCUUGAGAAAUCGCGCGCAGAAAAGAGUGGGGGUACAGUGCCCUUGCCACCAGGCCAACUCAGCAUUUCGCAAGCCUUCGCCAACGCAUCGCAACCAAACAGCACGGAAGAGCAGAUGGACGACUCGCCCACGGAUCGCCAAAUCUACAUCGCUGAUGUGAAAACACGAUCCGCUCCCUCUCUCCCCACAGGCGCGUCUCUACGCCCAACAUGGAUGCAACUCAUGCUCUACCGCAAACUCCUCUAUUCGCUCUCUCUCAACACCGUCGACGCAGAGACAAUCUUCGCGCGCUACGACCUGCGCCCCCUGGAAUCCUUCACACCCACAUUCAUCGACUCAAUCGCCGACAUUGGACCCACCACCGAAGCCACCUCCUUCCCAAACCUGCUCUCUUUGUGGUCUCUUCUCAUUACGGAAAUCCAGACCACGCUCCCGCCCUUCAGUCUCUCCCCAAUUCUGCGCGCAGAGUUCCGCUUUGCGAAGACGGGGGAUGUGCUGGGUUCUGAAUUGACCGUGUACGAGGAUGAGAUCAUCGAUGGAUACGUGGGCGAGGAAAUGGCGUUUUGGAAGGGCACGAGGGAGCCCAAGGGCGUCGAGAUCGAGGAUGCGUUUAAGUGCCGGAUCUGUGACUUUGCUGAGAGUUGUGGGUGGCGGCAAGCGAAGGUCGAGGAGGCGACGGAGAAGAGUCGGUUGAGGAGGAGUUUGAAGGAGAGGAGCGCUGUUUGA